Messenger RNA from Westerdykella ornata, 639 nucleotides. RefSeq lists its product as uncharacterized. The record is from RefSeq and is a predicted model, not a curated record. The annotation marks the transcript as partial. The transcript has 2 exons. NCBI's taxonomy places the organism in Eukaryota, Fungi, Ascomycota, Dothideomycetes, Pleosporales, Sporormiaceae.
UCCUAUACCGGAUAUCAUCCUGAAGAUAUUCCCAAAGGCGCCAUCAACCCUUUGGAAACUUCAAAAUGGCGCUACGUCAACGCCGUCAUGUACAACCCCAUUCUCGCCCUCAUAAAAAUGUCCUUCCUCCUCACCCUCAUCAAGCUCGGACACCCCGGCCGCGCCAUCCGCAUUUCACUCUGGUUCCUCUUCGCGGUCAACGUCGCAUUCCUCUUCGCAGGCACCCUCAUCGCAAUGCUGUCCUGCAUCCCCAUUCCCAGAUUCUGGGACAAAAGAAUUCCAGGCUACUGCGUCAACACGAAGAAAUACAUCUACUCGACCAUCGCCGUCACCAUCACCACCGACGUCCUCGUCACCCUGAUGCCAGCGUGGAUCCUGUCCGGCCUGCACAUGUCGCGCAAGCAAAAGGUCAUGAUCAUAGCCUUCAUGUCCCUGGGCCUCAUCGUCGCGGCCAUAGCGUCCUACCGCCUCGCAUACUUUGUCCGGAUCUUCAGACUCAAUGAUCCCCUGCACCAGGAGUCGCCGUACAAUGUGCGCACGCCGCUGUCCAACAUCGAGGGAAACCUAGCGGCCAUAGCGGCGUGCGGUCCGACGCUGAAGUGGAUCUUGUCGCGUUUCUUCCCGUUCUUUGGCUCGAGC